Hirsutella rhossiliensis is the source of this 825-nucleotide messenger RNA. RefSeq names its product rtf2 RING-finger domain-containing protein. The transcript has a single exon. Bases 1 to 825 code for a protein of 274 amino acids. Gene Ontology annotation, cellular component: nucleus. Gene Ontology annotation, biological process: mitotic DNA replication termination; site-specific DNA replication termination at RTS1 barrier. The record is from RefSeq and is a predicted model, not a curated record. Lineage: Eukaryota; Fungi; Ascomycota; Sordariomycetes; Hypocreales; Ophiocordycipitaceae.
AUGGGUAACGAUGGUGGCUCCAUCCCCAAGCGGCGCGAGCUCGUCAAGAAUGCCUCGCGCGCUCCGACAGUCUCCGAACUCAAGGCAACGGCUCUCGAGUCCCUCAGCCAUGCCUGGGCGCACUGCGCACUCAGCGGCGAGCCUCUCGACUUGAACGCCGCCGUGUCGGAUGGACGUGGCCGGCUCUACAACUACGAAGCAAUACUCAACAGUCUCAUGCCUACCGACGCGCCGGCAGAGACGACCCCGGCGUCAAUGGGAAUCACAUCACUGCGCGACGUGGUCAGGCUCAAGUUUUCAAGAAGCGGCGAUGCGUGGGCAUGCCCAAUCUCCAUGAAGAAAUUGGGCCCGGCUACCAAAGUGGUUUACCUGGUCCCCUGUGGCCACGUCUUUGCCGAGGUGGCCCUUACUGAAAUCCAGGAGAAGAGUUGUCCGGAAUGCGAGACGGCGUUCGAUGCUGAAAACGUCAUCGUCGUGCUUCCGACGACGGAAAAAGACAUGCAGCGGAUGGCGAAUAGGUUGGAUGGGCUGCGAGCCAAGGGCCUCACCCACGCUCUAAAAAAGGACAAGUCGGAGAAGAAGAAGAAGAAGCGGAAAAACGACGAUUCAAACGCGGCCGGAAGCGAGGCGAAUGCCGACGAAAUAGCACUUGGAGACGGCAACAAGCGAUCGCGGCAGGGCGGUGACUCGAGAGUCAGUGGCAUCAACAAUCCCUUGGCCGCGUCCUUGACGGCAAAAGUCCUGGCCGAGCAGGACGAGAGGAACAAACGGCGACGGCUAGCUGCGGGAGCCGGCCCCAGGGCUCACGAGACGGCCAAGGGUUGA